CCUUUUGUGUAGUAUGUCACGUCCAUAGAAAUUGGCAAAUGUCUCACCAUUUGUUACGAAAAAAUGGAACAUUUCUUUAUCAGUAAUAUAAGGCAUGUCAAUGUUGCUGUUUAGCACUGAAGAUGAAGGCAAUGCAUUCGUACUAAACGUUGGUAUCUACCCACAAGUCCAGACCUGUUAUAUCCCAGAUCAACAUUGACAUAUUAACUGAUGCGAGAAACAAUAAUCUCAAUGAACAGUAAGGCCUUGAAGACAGUAAUCUGGCACUGCAGGGUAUUCUGAUGGAAUUGAACCUGUUAAUAAAACAGUGUAAAAGAUAUUGCUACAAAAUUGGAAGAAAUGACAAAAUGAAAUUCUAGUAUUCCUCUAUCAAUAAAAACUGAAGAGCAGAUGAGGCCAGGGACAUUCAACAAGGAUAUGGAACAGUUUUAGUGAACUAAAUAAUAACAAGGAUUUCAAUAAUUUAUUCUUCUUCCAAGUUCAACAGUUGUUGAUAAAUCUCAUCCAGAACUUGGAAAUCAUUUUCAAGGUGAUAUUAUAAUGCCAGAAGGAAGAAAUGCCCUAUUAGUGAAAGAAUAUUUGUGGCCAUCUGGAGUAGUUCCUUAUGUCUUCCAUUCAAAUUUCACUGAAGAUGAGAAGGCUAAGGUUAAAGCUGGCAUGAAAGGAAUCCAAGAGAAGACGUGCGUGAAAUUUGUGCCACACACUUCAGAAGCAGACUAUAUUGAGUUUAGAAAAGAUCCACAGUUAGGUUGUGGAGCCAUGGUGGGUCGUCGUCCUGGGCGUGGAUUCCCAAUGGCUGUCAAUUACCAAGCUCCAGAGUGCCUACAAACAACUGGAACAAUACAACAUGAACUACUGCACGUGCUAGGGCUGUUCCAUGAGCAGGCACGGCCAGACAGAGAUAACUACGUUACCGUACUCUGGGACAACAUCAUUCCAGAAUUUAAAAACAACUUUGUCAAAGCUCCUGAUGAUGUUGCUACAACGUAUAAUGUUCCAUAUGACUAUAAGAGCCUAAUGCAUUAUCACAACACUGCCUACUCUAAGAAUGGAAAGAAUACUAUUGUAGCCAAGAAUGACACAUCACUUAUACUGGGGCAGGUCGAAGGCCCAACAGAGGGAGACAUCAAGAAGAUACGCAAGUUAUACAAUUGUAUAAAUGCUCAAGAGAGCACACUGAUCUUACCUUGGGUUUUUAAAUGGCUUAGUUCCAAAAAAAAUGUAAAACUAUAAUUAAAGAAUGGCAUCUACCAUACUAUUUGCCAAUAAAUAUUACUGGUGUAGUUUGCAUCAGCACUUGUAA
Messenger RNA from Zootermopsis nevadensis, 1303 nucleotides. RefSeq names its product zinc metalloproteinase nas-14. The record is from RefSeq and is a predicted model, not a curated record. NCBI's taxonomy places the organism in Eukaryota, Metazoa, Arthropoda, Insecta, Blattodea, Termopsidae. Gene Ontology annotation, molecular function: metalloendopeptidase activity; zinc ion binding. Gene Ontology annotation, biological process: proteolysis.